Molecule: messenger RNA, 1493 nt
Organism: Callorhinus ursinus (northern fur seal)
Lineage: Eukaryota; Metazoa; Chordata; Mammalia; Carnivora; Otariidae
Gene: GCAT
Product: glycine C-acetyltransferase
Biological process (GO): L-threonine catabolic process; biosynthetic process
Cellular component (GO): mitochondrion
Molecular function (GO): glycine C-acetyltransferase activity; pyridoxal phosphate binding
Source: RefSeq, a predicted model, not a curated record
CCGGCGGCGGCCGCCGUGCGCACUGCCCUUGGGCCGGCCGGAGCGCUCGGGUGAUGGUGGGCACCAUGUGGGCCGGUCGCGUGCUCCACGCUGCUUUGUCCGCAGUCCCCCGCGGCCGCCGCGCGCAGUCGGCGCUGACCCAGCUGCGUGGCGUCCUGGAAGAGGAGCUGGAAGCGAUCCGCGAGGCUGGCACCUGGAAGAGCGAGCGGGUCAUUACGUCCCGUCAGGGGCCGCGCAUCCACGUGGACGGCGUCUCCGGAGGAAUCCUUAACUUCUGUGCCAACAACUACCUGGGCCUGAGCAGCCACCCCGAGGUGAUCCAGGCAGGUCUGCAGGCCCUGGAGGAGUUUGGAGCCGGCCUUAGCUCUACCCGCUUCAUCUGUGGGACCCAGAGCAUCCACAAGGAUCUGGAAGCAAAGAUAGCCCACUUCCACCAGCGGGAGGAUGCCAUCCUGUAUCCUAGCUGUUUUGAUGCCAACACUGGCCUCUUUGAGGCCCUGCUGACCCCACAGGACGCAGUCCUGUCGGACGAGCUGAACCAUGCCUCCAUCAUCGAUGGCAUCCGUCUGUGCAAGGCCCAUAAGUACUGUUACUGCCACCUGGACAUGGCUGACUUGGAGGCCAAGCUGCAGGAGGCCCAGAAGCAUCGACUGCGCUUGGUGGCCACUGAUGGGGCCUUUUCCAUGGACGGCGACAUCGCGCCCCUGCGGGAGAUCUGCCACCUUGCCUCUCGAUAUGGUGCCCUGGUCUUUGUGGAUGAAUGCCAUGCUACUGGCUUCUUGGGGGCCACAGGACGGGGCACGGAUGAGCUGCUGGGUGUGAUGGACCAGGUCACCGUCAUCAACUCCACACUGGGGAAGGCACUGGGUGGAGCCUCAGGGGGCUACACGACAGGGCCCGGGCCCCUGGUGUCCCUGCUACGGCAGCGCUCCCGGCCCUACCUCUUCUCCAACAGCCUGCCACCUGCUGUCGUUGGCUGUGCCUCCAAGGCCCUGGACCUGCUCAUGGAGAGCAAUGCCAUUGUCCAGACUAUGGCAGCCAAGACCCAGCGUUUCCGCAGUAAGAUGGAGGCUGCUGGCUUCACCAUCUUGGGAGCCCGUCACCCUAUCUGCCCUGUGAUGCUGGGUGAUGCUCGGCUGGCUUCUUGCAUGGCAGAUGACAUGCUAAAGAGAGGCAUCUUUGUCAUCGGGUUCAGCUAUCCAGUGGUCCCCAGGGGCAAGGCCCGGAUCCGGGUGCAGAUCUCAGCAGUGCACAGUGAGGAGGACAUCGACCGCUGUGUGGAGGCCUUCGUGGAGGUGGGGCGGCUGCAUGGGGCACUACCCUGACCUGGCUGGUGACAAGCAGAGCCAAGGUCCCCUCCCUCCACAUUGACAAAAGGUUCCUUUUGUCAGCCCAGGCCAGAGACUCUGAGCCCUGUCAAAGUCCUGGGGCUGGGCUGGGGCAAGGCCUGUGUUUGUGGUUGAGAGUGCUAAGCAAUAAGUGUGGAAACGGGC